Molecule: messenger RNA, 4721 nt
Organism: Panonychus citri (citrus red mite)
Lineage: Eukaryota; Metazoa; Arthropoda; Arachnida; Trombidiformes; Tetranychidae
Gene: Rrp5
Product: protein RRP5 homolog
Exons: 3
Coding region: 122-4660 (1512 amino acids)
Biological process (GO): rRNA processing
Cellular component (GO): nucleus; nucleolus; small-subunit processome
Molecular function (GO): RNA binding; protein binding
Source: RefSeq, a predicted model, not a curated record
CACACGUUGGGAGUUUAAAUUAAUUUCUGUUUGAUUUUGAUUGUGACUUUUGUCGAUUUAUUAUUUUAAUUGUUCCUUUUCUUUUCUUCUCUUGUGAUAUCUGAUUUAUUGAACUGUUAACAUGGAAGAUGUUGACUUUCCUCGUGGUAAAUAUCCAACAUUUAAAGAUUCUUUGGCAAAAAAGGUUUCAAAAAGAGCAGCCGAAGAUGAAUUAUUUUCUACCAGAAUAUUAUCUAAAGAUGGCGAUGAUGAUGGUGAUUUAAUUAAAUCAAGUAAAAAGAAAAAAGGAUCAAAGAGUAAAAAGUCAACCUCAGAUGAGAUUGAAACUACACCAGGAUUACCCACAUUUACCGAGAAGAUAAUAAUCUAUCGAUUAAAAGUUACCAAUGUUGCCAUUGGUAGUAUAAUUUUAGGUUGUGUUACCGAGAUUAAAGAUUUUGAAAUGAGUAUCCAAUUGCCUGGAGCUGUUAUGGUUAAAGUUACACUUUCCAAUAUAUCGGAACCUUAUAAUAAAUCAUUGGCUGCUUAUGCAACUGAUCCAGUUAAAAAUCCACCUCCACCCAAGCCUAAAUCAAUGUUUUCUACAGGUGAUUUACUUCCAGUUAAAAUAUUGGAUAAAAUUUCAGAAAAUUUACAAUUUGAUAAUCAUUCAAUGUCUUUAACCGAUAUAACCGCUUCAAUUAAUCCAAAUCAUAUUUACAGUGAUGUAAAUACAAACUUAUUUAUUAAGAAUUGCCUCCAUUCAAGUAUAUCAGCUGCAGUAGUUGAAAUUGAAGAUAAUGGUUAUCUCAUGGAUAUUGGCAAGGAAAAUAUUCACGGUUUCUUGGGUUUCGAUGAGGCCAAACCUUUCCUUGAAUCGCAUUCGAUUGAGAAACUUCAGAUUGGCCAAGUAUUAAUGUGCAAUAUAAUUUCAGCUUCACCAAGAGUAGUCAAAUUAACUACACAAAACAUUAAUUCUAGACCAAAAAUAGACGAUGAAUCAAUUUUCCCCGCUUCAUGUUUACUUCCCGGUUUACAAGUGACUUGUAAAAUAUUGGGAAUCAGUGAUAAAGGAUUAGAAGUGGUCAUUUAUGGUCAACAUCGUGGAUUUGUCCAUCGAGAUCAUUUAAAAACAAUUUGGGAUUUACCUCGUGAUGAUUACACAAUUGGAAGUGAAAUAAAUGGGAUAAUCCUUUUCGUUAAUCCAAUAAACAAAGUUUCAUCAAUUAGUUUACGUUCACCAAGUAUCAUGAAUUCAUUGAAAAAAACAUGGUCUUCAAUGAAGAUUGGUCAGCUGAUUGAAGAAGCUCAAAUUGUUGGUAGAGAUGGAGCUGAUGCUUUUAUCUUUAAAUUUCCCAAUGGUUUUAAAGGAAUCGCUCCAAAAGGUGAACUAUCAGAUGAUUAUGUUGACUCGGAAGAGUUUUCCAUUAUGGAAGGUCAACUGCCGAUUGGUUCAACUCACAAAUGUCGAAUCAAAUCAUUCUCAUACCUUGAUGGCUAUGCAAAGGUUACCCUUAAACCUUCACUAUUAAGUGAAGAGCUUCUUUCCGUGGAUAAUUUAUCAAUUGGUCAAGUAAUCGAAGGUCGAGUUAAAAAGUUAAACGCCAAAGGAUUAAUUUUAAACAUUGGUUUCGCUCUUAAAGCAAUUUGUCCACCAUUUCACUAUAAAGACUCCGCUAAACCUAAAGAUUAUCAAGCUGGAAGUAAAAUUACAUGUCGAAUAAUUCGCCUUGAUACUUCAUCGUUAGUACCAAAGAUCGCUGUUACCUGUCGAAAAGAAUUGAUCAGAGAGACUAAUAUUAUCGAUGAUAUUGAUAAAGCCCAAAUUGGUACAUUUACCCGAGGAGUUGUUUCUCUCAUAAAGCCAAACGGUUUAUUAGUUGAAUUUUUUAAUCAUCUUCGUGGUUGGUUAUCUGCUACUCGAUUAGCCCAAGAAGGUCAACAAUAUAUACCCUCAAACUAUUUUGUAGGUCAAAUAUUACCCGUUUACGUUAAAAGUCGCGAUUUAACCACCAAACAAAUUCACGUCAGUUUAACCUACAAUGAGGAUGAAGAUGACAAUCAAUCCGAUUCAAUAGCUUUAGGAACAAUUUUAACCAAUUUAACUGUUAAAGAAAAAGACGACAAUGGAUUUGUAUUGGUUAACAGUGAGGAUGAAAAAUUUUACCUACCCAAAGAUCAAUUAACCGAUUUUCCUGCUCUCAUUGAUAAAAUUUACCAAGUUAUCGACGAGACUGAUACAAUUGACGAAGUUGUCGUUUUCAACAAUACUCCAUCAACGCCCGUUGUUAGCCGUCGAUGGAUUUUCAUUCAUGCCGCUAAAAUAGACAAUCCAGUUUUUAAACCUGAUUCACUUAUACCUGAUUUAAUUGUUCCAGCGGUUAUUGUUAACUUUAAAUGUUAUGGUAUUAUGGUUGAAUGUCCUGGUGGACUGAUUGGUUUGGUACCAAAUACUCAAAUAAGCGAUCCACCGGUAGAUCCUUUUGAGUUUAAAAUCCCUAAAGGUCAAACAAUUUUGGUUCACAUUAAUGAAGUUAAAAAUGAGGAAGAUAAACCAAGACGAUUAAAUUGUUCAACUCUAAUUGCUAAAUGUAAAUCAACCGAUUUUACACCAGAUACAGUGUUAACAAGUUACUUAUCUGAUUAUUAUUUGGUUUCAUCUAAAUUAAAUGUAAUUGAAAACACUUCUGAAACCCGAACCCUGUCAAUGGUUAAACCUGGAGAUGUAUUAUCAUAUAAAGUGGUUGAGGCCGUUGAGAAGCAAAUUUUGGUCGCUUGUUCCGUUCCAGAUCGUAAGAAACCCGUUGCUGGAAUUAUUAUCUCAUCUAAUAUUGGUGGUAAAGAAUUGGGUAAAAUUGGUUACACUGGUGAAGCUGCUGUUCUUUACAUUGAUAUUGAGAAAAAAUUGAUCCAUUUAACUGCUAAUCAAGAUAUUGUUAAAAGUGCUAAAUCAGCGAUCAAAGCCAAUUCUUAUGAAAAAAUGUUACCUGGACAAAAUUUAAUUGGUCUUCUUCAAUUAACUACCGAUAAAUAUUAUAUCAUCUCAUUGAAAGGACAUGCAAUUGGUGCUCUUGCUUAUAUACCUCGAUAUUAUCACUUGAAUCAACUUAAUCCUGAUAAAAGUUUACUUAAGGAUGGACAGAAAUUAUACUUUUGUGCCAAAAUAAAUCAACUUUUAACCAAUGGAAUGAGAUUGAUCAUUGGAUCUAAAACUUUGAAAAAACCGACCGCCGUGGCAAUUAAAGAAGCUCAAGCAGCUCAAGCCAAAAUUGAGAAAAAGAAAAUGAAACGAUUGGCUCGAAUUAAAGCUAAUGAGAAGAAGAGGCGAAAAUCUGGAACCGAAGAUGAUAAAGAGAAUGGAGAUGAAGAUCAUGAGAAUAAUGAAGAUGAACACGAUUCAGGGGAAGAAGAAAAUUCUAAUGAUGAUGAUGAUGAUGAGGAUGAAACAAAUAUUAAAUUUUUCGUUGAUACAAAAGGAAAUAUAAAGAAAAAUCAACGAUCUCGUAAACUGUCAAAAAACGAAGACGAUGAAACAUCUUCAAUUGAUUCAGAUGGAAAUGUUAACGAUACUGAUAAAUCGUCUAAAGAAAAGAAAAGAAAACGAAAAGUAUCAGAAAAUCAAGAGGCCACGAAAGAUGCAAAAAAGAAACAUUUUCGUAAAAUUCAAUCGCUUUUGAGUACUCGAGUUAAAUCAGCUGUUACCGAUGAAAACGAAGUCUUUUUCUGGGACACAACGGGAGAUCCUAAACUGGCCAAUAAAGGAGAAAAUGACGAAACCGAGGCCACAAUAACUCUACCGUCCAUUUAUCAAGGUGAAAUUGAUGAUAAAGAGAGCGGACCAUUAACCAAGGAAGAAUUUGAAAAGUUAAUUGUUGAAUCUCCAAACGAUAUUGAUCGUUGGUGUCGAUUUAUUAAUUUUUAUCUUGGUCAAGCUGAGAUUACCAAAGCCAAAGAGUUAUGUGAACGAGCACUGGAAACGAUUGAUCAUAAAUUUGAACAUGCAAAAUUAAGGAUUUGGUUUCUUAAAUUAAAGAUUGAAUACAAAUAUGGAUCACCGGAAACUCUAAGUGAAUUAAUUACCAAAGCUUUAUGUGCUAAUGAUGAAUUGAAAGUUUACUCUCAUUUGAUUGCUCUUUAUGAAGAAGAUGGUAAAACUGAAUUAGCUGAGCAAACAUUCAGAGAAGCGACGAAAAAACAUCCAUUGAAUAAAUCACUUUGGGUUGAUUUUGGUAGAUUUUAUCUGAAACAUGACCGAGUCACUUCAUUCAGAGAUCUGGUCCAACGAGCAAUCAAUUACUUGGAAAAGAAGGAGCAAUUAGAUUUGAUUAUCAAAUUUGCUCAACUUGAAUGUCAAUCGGGUGAAAUUGAAAAAGCCAAGACAAUGUUUGAAGCAGCAUUGGUUAACUUUCCUAAACGAACGGAUAUUUGGUCAAUUUAUAUCGAUAUGAUGAUCAAAUAUGGCCUAAAGGAAGGAGAUGAAGGAAUAAUUAAAAGAAACGCAAUUGAAUCAAUAAGAUUACUUUUCGAUAGAGCGACAGCAAUUAAGAUAAAGGAGAAAAAGAUUCGUUUCCUUUUUAACAAAUACAUUGAAUUUGAAAGACAAUAUGGAGAUGAAGAAAAAAUCGCAGCAAUUAACAAGAAAAUGUCCGAAUAUGUGGAAGCGAAUGAUUUAAUCAUAUAAAUUGUUUGAUCUUCAGUUAAUCAUCAUGUAAAUAAAAAAAGUAUUUUCUUUUCCUCUCUAA